Molecule: messenger RNA, 498 nt
Organism: Rotaria socialis
Lineage: Eukaryota; Metazoa; Rotifera; Eurotatoria; Philodinida; Philodinidae
Source: the annotation of a GenBank genome assembly
AUGGCCAACAAUUCUCUCGCCUUCACAAAUAAUGUUUUUGAAGCAUUAUGCUCGUAUUUAAAUGAAAAGUGCAUUAUCCAUCGGCAAAUACAGCAUCAAGCGACCUGCACAUCAGAAGAAUCGUCAUUAGCGCGUGGUGAGGAUUUAUCUAUUGACGGAAAAGCUCUUCUCCUGAAAGUUGACGAUCAGUUUCAUCUGUUUGUAUUAAGUGCAGCAAAAAAGUGUGAUUGGAAGAAGAUUAAGGAACGUUUUAAUACAAAAAAACUUCGCUUUGCCACUAAUAACGAACUAUUUCAAUUAACAGGAUUAGUACCUGGUAGUGUGCCUCCGUUUGGUCGUCCGAUCCUUGCGUUUGAUCUCUUCAUUGACGAGAGUAUUAUCAAGAACGAGAAGAUCGCGUUCAAUGCUGGUCUACUAACCGAAUCUAUUGUAAUGCAAGUAGCAGAUUAUCUAAAGAUAGUAAAUGCAGAGGUGUUCUCAUUUUCGACCGAUAAAUAA